Molecule: messenger RNA, 1199 nt
Organism: Phoenix dactylifera (date palm)
Lineage: Eukaryota; Viridiplantae; Streptophyta; Magnoliopsida; Arecales; Arecaceae
Product: protein BOLA4, chloroplastic/mitochondrial-like
Biological process (GO): iron-sulfur cluster assembly
Cellular component (GO): chloroplast
Source: RefSeq, a predicted model, not a curated record
UAUUCGCGAAGCCAUUUGCGUAAUCGCGUUAUACCAUGGUAGCAACGGAGGCUAGGGAGAGAAUCCCAAGUUGUUGGAGCCGCGCGAAAGAGGAAGCCUGAGAGCUCGGGCGCUGAUGAUGAUGCGAUCCUUCUUCUACCCCCUCGCUUCCCUCUUCCGCCUCCGUCUCUCUUCUCCUUAUUCUCCUCCUCCUUUAAAAGCCGUAUUGCCUUCCGUCUCUUUUCGGAGGCGUGGGUAUAUUCCUCCGCUGCCGCAUCCGGCCGCGACGAGGCUCGAGCUGCGGCGCGGUGGACCGCCCCGACAUGGAGGCGCCCCGGCGAGUAAGUUGUGCAGCGUGCGGGCGGCGCACGUUUCGGACUCCGGCUCAACUGAUUCCCCCAUGAUGCGGUCGAUGGAGAAGAAGAUCAAGGAGCAACUAGAUGCAGAUAUCGUUGUAGUCAAGGAUGCAUAUGGAGAUGGUCGACAUGUCAGCAUCGAUGUAAUUUCAAAGGCAUUUGAGGGACAAUCUGCAGUAAAUAGGCAGAGGAUGGUGUAUAAAGCUAUAUGGGAGGAGCUUCAGAGUACAGUGCAUGCUGUUGACCAAAUGACUACCAGAACUCCUGCUGAAGCCGCUGCUGAAAGUUAAUUAUCAUGGGUAAGAGCGAAAAUGCCUGGAUAAGGUUCCUCAUUUCAUGGGAGUACUAGGGGCCGUUUAGCAUUGGAUUUCUUCUAUUUUUCGCAUAUGGCUUUUGCUCUGUAACACUUUUCCUACCAUUUUAAAGCACUUAUUUUUUUUGCUGGAGCAAUUAUUCGCCUAUGGGACCACUUUCUGAGAAUUCUUCUUUAUGUACUUGUCAUACGAAGCUAUACUAAAGUAUGAUAACCAGCGCAUUGUGAAGGUGUGGCAACGAUAGAUGCGUAUGGUAGGGGCAGGGAUUAGAUCUUGAUGACAUAGGAAUGGAGGCAAGGGAAGAAGGGAUUGUUGUUGGAGGAAGAAAGGAUGCGAGGCAGUUGGAAAUUCAGCCCCACAGCCGUCCAGAAGAAAGUUUGCAUCAGAGAAUAGCAAUAAUAAAUUGGAAAUAAAGUCUGAUAAGUUUUUGGAUCAUGGUGACCUCUUUCACAUGGUUUCAGUUUGGUUUUGUAAUUUACAACUUGCUUUCUCUUGAUGAAUUGUAUUUUGCUGGACAGAAGGGAAAUAACUUAUGAGUUUAUAUGUUUUG